AUGGCGGUGCUUUACACGUCCUGCAUCGCCAUCGCCAUCGGCAGCCUGGUCAAAUGCGCGGGGCUGUCGCAGCUGGAGAUCUCGUACUGCAAGUUCGUCUCCGGGACCAUGAUCACGAUCCAGUCGGUGAUCAACGUCGUCACGGACUUCUACGUGUUGCUGCUGCCCAUCCCGCGGCUGGUCAAUCUGCAGGUUAGCCGGCGGCGGCGGAUCGGGCUUCUGGUGACGUUUAUGAGUGGGCUUGGUGCCUGCGCAGCCAGUCUGGCUCGACUGGUUAACCUCCAGCUUACGGAAAAUUCCGAUGUUUUUUGGACGACCGGCGCAAUGCCCAGUUCACGUACGAUCGUCGAGAUGAACAUCGCCAUCAUCGUCGCAUGCGCCACAUUCUUUGCCAUGUUCUUCGCGCGACUGCGCUCCCUUGGCUUGUCUUUCUAUAACGCGACUAGAUCCUUGCUUCAGAACGGUACACGCGAGGGCCCUAAAGUCAGUCAAACGGGGGACGCGGCACGGAGCAACCUCUCGAGUAAGAAGAGGUCGAGCAGUCAGCACUGGGAAUGA
Molecule: messenger RNA, 558 nt
Organism: Aspergillus homomorphus CBS 101889
Lineage: Eukaryota; Fungi; Ascomycota; Eurotiomycetes; Eurotiales; Aspergillaceae
Exons: 3
Coding region: 1-558 (185 amino acids)
Source: RefSeq, a predicted model, not a curated record